Drosophila serrata is the source of this 2765-nucleotide messenger RNA. RefSeq lists its product as uncharacterized. The record is from RefSeq and is a predicted model, not a curated record. NCBI's taxonomy places the organism in Eukaryota, Metazoa, Arthropoda, Insecta, Diptera, Drosophilidae.
CCCAUCAAAGUUAACAGAUUUUAAAUUAUUUGCCAUAACUUCUUAUUUUCGACUUUCUUUCAAAUUUUUAAAUGGGAGUUUGGGUUUGAUUGCUGGUGCUGGUAGUAAUGGCACCCGGAUGCAAACAUGUUCUGUGAAAAGCCACCGGAAAAGCCGAUUUGUAGGUGCAAGAACUGUGUCCUCCGGCAACCGGACAACGUACCUUGGAUGGAUGUCUUGUCUUUAAGUAUGGCUGAAACAGAUAAAGAUAUCUUUCGGCGGAUGUCCACCCAGACACGUCGUUCUAUGGAGAGUGUGGCCGCGGAUACACCACAGCCCAAGACACUUAGUGAACAGCAAAUCCCCGUUCAACCACAGCAAAAUUUUUCUUCAGAAGGGCUUAAUGGUCCCUCCGAGAUUUUACCAGAAGAGGAUACACAGCCACCACCACCGCCUUUGCCCCCUAAUCCCACCAUUCUGCUGGUUGUUGUCAACAAGGCGGAGCCACUAUCGUCUGCCAGAAGAUGCGUUCCGGGAUGUCCGGGUUCAGAAUCUCCAGUGCCCUAGGAGAUGCGUUCCGGGAUGUCCGGGUUCAGAAUCUCAGCGGUCGCCAGAAGAUGCGUACCAGGAUGUCCGGGAUCAGAAUCUCCAGCUCCUGCCAGGAGAUGCGUUCCGGGAUGUCCGGGUUUAGAACCACCAUCCGCUGGAUGGAGAUGCUGUCCGGGGUGUCCGGGCUCAGAACCACCAGCGGCUGCCUGGAGAUGCUGUCCUGGGUGUCCGGGCUCAGAACCACCAUCGGCUGCCUGGAGAUGCUGUCCUGGGUGUCCGGGCUUAGACCCCUGCCUAGAACAUAGAGGAUGUCCAGGCCUUAGACCGAGAUAUCCCUGCCAACCACCUAGGGGUUGUCCAGGACCCGGACCGGGAUAUCCCUGCCCAGGAGUUAGAGAAUAUUUAGGUCCCAGACCUGGAUAUCCCUCCCCAGGAGCUAAAGGAUAUCCAAGCUCCAGACCUGGAUAUCCCCGCCCAAGAGGCAGAGGAUCUCCAGGUCCGGGACCAAGACGCUCCUCACGAUCACGGGGCUCACCAAAUAGGUAUUGUAAUGCAGCGCCUGGAGCUGGACGAAGAUCAGGAAAUGACGAACGUUUCCGAUACGGCUCCAAUCAAAACCAUCGAAGCUGGUACCAAGUUUCCCCGAGGGAACAGCCUAGAGGAUAUUCACCCAAUGGUUACGCCGACUCGUCAAGAAUCGCUGUGCUCCGACUCAGUACCGAAACUGCCGAUGUUCCAGACCUAUGUCAGAGGAUCGGGAUAGGUCAGUUGAACAGAUUAUGUCAGACAAUACUAUUCAAUCGGUUGAAAGCAAAAGCACACACAGUCGAUGGGGAUCGAAUAAGCCUGUUGGAGGGACUAAGUCAGACUAUACUCUUCUAUCGGUUGGAACCAAAUCAGGAGGGUCGUUUGGGAGUGAUUAAGUCAGUGUCUACUAUUGAAUCGUUUCCAAGCAAAACCAUAGACGGGCCUCAGGCAAGGAAAAAACCAGAUGGACGUUUGGCAGGAAGUGGAAUCUCGAAAAUUUCUAUUGACACACAUCCUGAGGAAGAACCAUCUCAGCAUUCAGAUCAACAGUCUCAUAGUUGUUUCACAUGCAAAGGAUCAGGAAGUAUAAAAUCAAAAAUACAAGACAAUAAUCAAGAUAGCCGUUCGAAGUGUUGUAGUCAGCAGACUAUGCAGGAUGUUGUUGUGACUGAUAACACCAACAAGACAUUUAGAUGCAUACAGGUUCCAAUUUGCAUCUCGGUCGGGAAACCAUCCAAUUGUCGCGGUUGCAAGUGUACAAAUUAUACAAAUUGUACAGAUUGUGCAAAUUUCGAUUGUUACUCGCAAUGUGGGACGGCAUCCGACGAAGAUGAGGACAAGUGCAGCCUAAGCUUCUUUGAGAAAUGCAGCACUAGUUUCCAAGACAUGGACAGCUUUAAUUCUCAAGGCAAUUCUCAAGGCAAUUCCCAAGGCAGCAACUUUAAUUCCCAAAACAAUUGCAGCUGUGAUUCACAAAGCAAAUGCAGCUGUUACUCCUUCGACAAAUGCAGCUGUAAGGAACAAGGUGUAUCGAACAUCGCGACACUUUCAGAAUUGAAAGAACCAGAAGAAGGCUUCCAAUUUUCGUGCGAUCUCUCCAAUUUGGAGCGAACUUUACGCUGUCUGGUACCGAACACCGAUUGCAUGUGCUAUUUAAAAAAGAAAAAUCGACCCAAAAGGCGACGAAAGAAGAAGUAUCCCAAGGUCUUGUUGGAUCGAUUUGCCAAUCCACCACUUCUCUUCUAUCCAAAGCCCAGAUGCUUGGAGUAUGGUAUCAGUCCUUACUGCAAAUUUUGCUUACAUCCCCACUGCUGUGAUCCAAUGGGAAUGAGUACGUACAACUUGGACUAUUGCUGUAAAGGAAGGCGUGGCGGCUGUUAAAACUAAUUUCUGGAAGCAUUAUUAACACUUCUUAGGAUAAAAUCAAUUGCUGACCAGUUUGCUGAUCAAUAACCAAUGAAAUACCUAUCCCAAGGAAUUCAUAUAGAUCCCAUACCAUUUGUCAGAUAAUUUAAAAUGACUUCUGAAGAACCCAGAGAGACCUUAUCUGACAGAUUUAUAGGAUCCGUGUCAAUUCCAGUUGGAUAUUAACACCCUAACUGAUAUCUGAUUAUUUAAAAAUAAAACACCGCCUAUACUUAAUCCUAGCCAGGUCUCCCCAUACUCCCUAAUUUAAAUCUUGCAAUAAACCAUAAUCUAGUUCCAUCUUU